Messenger RNA from Aegilops tauschii subsp. strangulata, 1474 nucleotides. The record is from RefSeq and is a predicted model, not a curated record. Lineage: Eukaryota; Viridiplantae; Streptophyta; Magnoliopsida; Poales; Poaceae.
CGGGCGGCAUCUCGCGCAUCUCCUUCCGUGAGCCCACAGGUGACGCGAUGCUGCCGCAUACCCUUGCUUUUAGUAGUACCACCACCACCGCCCCGGCCCUUCGCCUCUGCCUCCCUAUCUCGCCCCUGGCCGCAGCAGCCUCAUCAUCGUCCCCCUUCGCCGUCGGACGCAUUUCCCUCCGCCGUUGCCGCCGCGCUUCCUUCAGCUGCUGCCGCUGCUCGUCCUCAUCCUCAGAAGAAAUGCAUGGCGCAGAUGGUGUUACUUGUUGUUCUAGGUGUGGUGAUCUCAACAUUUUUGCUUGGCGCUGCUAUAAGCUUACUUUUCCAUAUGCCUGGAACUGGAAAACAUCAUUCUUGUUCAAUGGACGCUUAGUGCAAUCGGUCAUGUUACUAUCAUUGCUCUUCUGAAAGACCUAGGCACAAGCAACAAUUUCAGUACAAUAAUCAAAGGAGAAUCCUUAAUGAACGACGGGUAUGCUACUUUGACUCCCAAAUUUUUCAUCUUUUGAUUUUUUAGAAUGCGUGUUUUCCCCCCUGUAUGCAUGCCCAUUCCUGUGUUUUAUUGGGAGCAGUUCCAUUCAUGAGAAUCAAAAUGGAAUGAUUGACUCAGUAUACAGAUGACAAGUCUAUUUGGGCUUUAGAAUGUAUGCUUCAUACUAAAAUGUAAAAGUAUACAUUAUAUUGGUACAGUUGUAUGUGAAAUUUAACACAAGUGUAUUCACUUCAUUUUAAAAAAAAUCACACCAUGUAGGAAAAAAAGGCCAGAGGGGUUUGGGGAUGGGGCAGGGUGGGAUGUGUGUGGAUGAACCUACUUUGCAUAUUCUUAAGAAGAAGCAAUGGGCAACUCAUUUUAAUUUCAUCCGGGAAAAAGUAACCGACAAUGAUAAUUCUGCCCACGACUGAACUUUGAAACAUAGCCAACGCACCCACCACUGGGUUAUUGCAUAGUUACCAAAUUGCGCCAUGUACAAUUAUAAGAUUAUUUUGGACUGUAUUCUUACUAAAAUAACCUUGCAUUCUACUGGGCUGCUAUUGAGUCAUUUUAUUGAAUGGUGCUCAAAAAAACUUUUGAUGCAGGGCCCAUAAUAAAGUUUUUGUCAGAAGUUUCACUUGGAGCGUAUGUGAAUAUUUUGUAGGUCCAAACUAGAUGAUACAAAACCAUGCUACCAAUGCUAAUCUCUAUCUUCUUUGACCAGCGUUGCUCUGGGCCUUGCAUUUGGAAUUGCAUCUCUACUAUGGAUGGGCUAUAUUUUUGAUGAUGCAAUCAUACAGAUUUCACUUACCCUCGCAGUCAGAUAUAUUGCUUUCUUUGCUGUAAGAUAAUCAGGUAACAGACAUAUCGAGGCUCUUAUAUUUCUAUUUUUAUCUCUAGAAGGACAUGAUUUGCUCAGUGUUUCGAAAUGGUUUGUAUCUCCAAUAAUAGAAUGGUUGUCAAGCAACCCUUUUUGCAACACUGGGAUGCUGUUUUAAUGGCU